UCAGAUUAGGUUUCAAUGCGAGAAAUAUCUCAAGAUACAAUAUGAAAUAAAUAGUUAUGAUCUCCCGCAAAGCAGCAUAGUUUCCCUGAACUGACCGAAGAUGAAGGUGCUGUUGUUCAUAACAGGUCUGGGCUUAGCGCUAUGCGCGGUGACUAAAAAUCAAAAGACCAGGAACUUCUUCAUAGAGGAAGAUGCUAAUGGCGGAUGGACUCUAAGUAUGACCAGCAAUGGUGAGACAAGUAGCCUCGGGAGUAUCGGGCGAGGAGUGCCUAAAGACCGAGUCACCUUUGAGAUGACCGAAGGUCCCGAUGAAGCCAGUGGUGGGUACAAGCUCUCUAUCAGAUGGGAUGGACCCACCGAUGUUGUCUUCGAAGACUGUUUCGAUUUCAAGGACAAACAGUGGUACGGAGGCCCAGAACAAAUGCAGCAAUACUGGCCAGUUCAAAAUGGGAAACUAAACAAAUAUUCAAUGGUUUCCAAGCAAGCAGACAACGCCGCCGUUGUCGAAAAGUACUGGCUGAAUUCCGAGGGCACAUACAUUUAUGUCCAUGCAGAGUCUCCACUCUUCGUUGACUAUCACAAUGUUCUGGACAAUCACAUCUGCUUCAUUGCUGAAGUGACCGCCCCUUACUCAAAGAAAAGAGUACACAAUAAUCUCAAAUACGACGUUUGGUUCUUCAAUGACGCUAAAGAAGCACAGCAACAUGCAAUCGCCACUUAUUUAGGAAAACCUACGGGUAUUCCUGAUCGCAGAAUGAUUGAAGCCCCUGUCUGGUCAACCUGGGCUAGGUAUUCCCGUGAUAUUGAUCAAGAAAACGUUUUGGAGUACGCAAAAGAAAUUGCUCAGAGUGGAUUUGGGAAUGCGCAACUAGAUAUUGAUGACUUAUGGGAAGUAUGCUACGGCUCAUUAACCGUAGAUGAAAAGAAAUUCCCCGAUAUGAAAAAGCUGAUUCAAGACCUUAAAGACCUGGGAUUCAGAGUCACCAUAUGGACACAUCCAUUUAUUAAUAAGGGCUGCGAUCCCUGGUAUUCUGAAGCUUUGGAGAAAGGUUACUUCGUGCUCAACGAGGAAGGUAAUCCCGAUGGCUCCUGGUGGAAUGACAAUGGAACUGUGCCAGGUUAUAUUGACUUCACCAACCCAGCCGCCGGCCAGUGGUUUGCUGAUCGAUUACACACUCUCAUCGAUACCUAUGGCAUUGACAGCUUGAAAUUUGAUGCUGGAGAAUCUAGCUGGGGCCCGCAGAUCCCAGUACAAAAUGGCGAUAUCGACCUUCACCCUAGCAAUGUUGUGUCCGACUACUUGAGGCUUGUCUCUCAAUUUGGAAACAUGAUUGAAGUCCGGUCUGGAAUGAGGACUCAGGAUCUGCCGAUCUUUAUCCGCAUAGUGGACAAAGACUCUGUUUGGGGCUGGGACAAUGGCCUGUAUACUCUGAUCACUACUCUCCUGCAAUUGAACCUGAGUGGUUACACGUUAGUCUUGCCUGACAUGAUUGGCGGUAACGGUUACGAUGAAGUGAAGCCUAACAAGGAGCUGUUCAUAAGAUGGACCCAGGCCAAUGUAUUUAUGCCAUCUCUACAAUUUUCUUUUGUACCUUGGGACCACGAUGAUGAGGCAGUGGAGAUAUGUCUUCGCUACGUGAAAAUGCACGCAGCCUUCACCGACGAAAUAGUGGCUGCUAUGGAGGCCUCAGUCCGAGAUGGCACCCCUGUCAACCCGCCCAUCUGGUGGAUCGACCCAACUGACGAAGUGGCCCUUGCUAUCUGGGAUGAAUUCCUGCUCGGUGAAAGAAUCCUGGCGGCGCCUGUAGUAGAAGAAGGCGCUGUUUCCCGUAACAUCUACCUGCCCCGGGGUAACUGGCGCGAUGGCGUCACUGGUGAGCUUCACCAGGGACCCUUGUGGCUCAACGACUACCCAGCACCUCUCGACACAUUACCCUACUUUACUCUUGAGAACUGAAGACGUGAAGAAAUUGAUCUAUAAUCCUCGAGUUACUGUGAAGUAGAGUGUGUACAGCUAUUGUGAUAUAUUAAUAAUUUUACGUUAUUUAUUUUUAUGAAGUUAAUAAAUUGUUGAUUUAAUACUUA
Messenger RNA from Amyelois transitella, 2085 nucleotides. Its product is annotated as myogenesis-regulating glycosidase. Gene Ontology annotation, biological process: carbohydrate metabolic process. The coding region runs from base 101 to 1957 and encodes 618 amino acids. The transcript is spliced from 9 exons. The record is from RefSeq and is a predicted model, not a curated record. Gene Ontology annotation, molecular function: hydrolase activity, hydrolyzing O-glycosyl compounds. NCBI's taxonomy places the organism in Eukaryota, Metazoa, Arthropoda, Insecta, Lepidoptera, Pyralidae.